Messenger RNA from Tuber melanosporum (Perigord truffle), 4039 nucleotides. RefSeq lists its product as uncharacterized. The coding region runs from base 311 to 3769 and encodes 1152 amino acids. The record is from RefSeq and is a predicted model, not a curated record. The transcript has 2 exons. Lineage: Eukaryota; Fungi; Ascomycota; Pezizomycetes; Pezizales; Tuberaceae.
CUAUGCCGAACCUGAACGUUUAACCUUCUACACAUCGCCUGAAUUGGUUUGCUGCCCCUCAUUGGUAUCGUCUCGUUUCUCGAUCUUCCCUGAAGGCUAAGCUCCAAAGAUGUCCACACAAAAUCGUAGUGCAAGACGGAUACCAUCUCUCCCCCUGACAGAUGCCUCUACUUUGGCUUCAUCAUCCUCACAAGCACGUCACCGUUUCUCAUCCUCAGCACUCACUGGUUCCAUAUCCCCACCCUCGCACGUCGCCCCCUCGUCUACCGGUUCCCACUCAUCUCCCUCCUCAUGGGGCCGCAAAACACAAAUGUCUAGGAGGUCUGGCGGGUUUUUGCUUGACGGUAGCGGUAUCGGAAGUUUGGAAGGUGGAAGGUAUUCGGCGAAUCCCGAGUACGAUCGUGGCCGUCGGGAGACGGAUGCCGGGUACCAAAGGGAGCGUUCCAGGCAGAGCAACCAUUACCCAGAACCGAGCGCCGCUCAUUCAUGGCUUCCGGGCGAACGGGAGGUAGAAGAACGGGACACGGUAGAUUUGUCAGAGUUCCCAUCACACGGCUCCGAAGCCGACCCGGCGAGAAUUGUCUCACUCGCUAUGGGGCUUAGUGAAACGAGGCGAAGAGGCGCAAAUUUACGGAGCCUGUCUAGCAACAGACGUUUGCCCGACAUCCUAGAUGAGAGAGAGACCGGUAACAAUAUUCUGAACGGGGGGGAACCAGGGCCAACGUCUCGAGCAGGAGGCCAUGUGGAUUUUGCGAAUACUAGAGAAGGAGCUCGCGCAGCUUCACCUACGGGGUUCUUUGUUGGUACCAAUACUAGUGGGCAAUCCGUUUCUGCCAGCACGCUCAGCAUCUUUGGACGUCAAUUGUCUCCGCUAAACCCUUCGAUAGCAUCUCCCCCGCCGCCGGCAGGUGGCACUACUGGCAAGCAAAACUUCUCACCUGUUUCACCUCUGCCCCUACCGCCACCUGUAGCUCCAUAUCAGCAAUUGCAGUCAAAGCGUAGUGCCCUGGCUCAGCAUCGACAGCAGCUGAGGGAAUUCAGAGAGCAAUACCAACCUACCGAAGCUACACUUCAGAGAGCUCUUAAAGCAAAGCAGCAGUUAGAGCUUUCGUCACUAUAUAAGAGACUUCUCACGAUAUACCCAAUACACGACCUUCUGCUUUCAGGCAGCCUCGCUCAUGGUACACCAAAUAGGGGGGAUACCACCGGACCGUAUUCCCGUGAGAGAAUCUAUAACCCGUUGAUGGCAAUCAGAAAUAAGAGGUUUAGAAAUCGGGAGAGAAUCAAGCUGGAGCUGUCGUCAUGGGACGACCCGGGCGCCGUCGAACAGUGGAUCGAGGACCUUGUGGUGGCCGUCCAUGAGCAUCUGGAAGGCGGUAAAAUCGGUCUCCCAAGGCUCCCUCCUCCACCACACCCUAGCGGCAGAGUUGAAGAAAAGAAAAGGGCGCGGAUGGACUGGGUUAUUAGUCCUCAAGAGCUGCUGGCAGACUUUUAUUGGAUGGAGGAAUCGGAGAGGUUACGCAUAGAUCAAACACAGCGGGCAGGAGGUAAAGUCGAAGAAAACAUGCAAGAAGGACAGGGAGAAAGCCAUCCGAGCUUGAAGAGUUUGAUUGAUAGGGGGGAGAGAAAAGCAGGAAGCCCUUCUCAAAUUAGAAAGAGGAGUAUUCGUGAUCUGGAUAAUAUAGACAGCGGAGAUGAUAUUACAAGAAGAGAUACAGGUGACAGCUCGAAGAGGAGGUCGAAACCCGGUUUUGCGGAGCGAGGACCUUCCUUACAGCCUGGCAUACAGCUAGAAAACGACGUGGGAUACCACAGCGCAUAUACAUCUCAAGAGGACAGUAGCCACAGCGGUGAGAGCGAGGGUACCUGCGAUGAUGAAAUGUCCGGGGAAGAGAUUGAUAGUGAUAUUGAUCAAAAGGCAAAGAAAAAGCAUAGUAAAAGAAAAAAGCUAGGAAAGAUUAUUACGGGCACUAAGCCUAGCAGGAGAAAGAGGGCGAAAAAGAAGAGGAUCAGUGACACCCACGUUCUAAGUCCGGAGGAGAAGCGGAGACGGCAAGAACAAGAGGAGAUGGAAUGGAUGGUGGAGAUGGGAGAUAGACUUCCAGGCCGCCGGGGAAGCUAUUCCGGAGACGAAGGCACCGAUCCCGCCACUACUUUGGCGCUGGCAAGAGCUACUGCUGGUAAAACUCCUGGUGUGAGAAAUAUUGGGACAGGGGUUAGUUUACCAACUACACUUGGUGGGAGUCGGAGUAGCCUAGAGCGCUUUGGCUCUAUAGGAGGGCCGGCAGGCAGGAGGAGCCUUGAUUUCGGAGAGAUCGUUGUACCUAGUAUCGCGAUUUCAUUGAGUCCACCGAAAGUGACUUCCAGGGGGGGGGAUGAAGAUGUGGACUUGAGAGGGAGGACCAAAAGGAAAGAUGAAAUGGAAGGGACGAGAAAUGAGAAGAGGAAGGCCAGCCCCACGAAGAAGUUACUCGAGAAAAGUAUGGAGGUUAUGGGGCGGGAGAGGGAGUCUAGUUAUGAUGAUAGGCACAAGGAGAGCAUGGAUAGUGAUAAUGGAAGGAAACUAAAGGACAAGGAUAAGGAUGGGUCGGCAAUGGGCAGAGUCAAGAGUAGGGUUGAGAAGAUCAGAAGCGAGGUUGCUAAAGUUGAAGACUUUAUCUGGAGAAGAGACGCAGAAAAGGGCGGUUCGGCCUUGUCGAGCCCUACUGGGUCAAGCUUCGCGGAGGCAGAGAGCUCAGGUUACAGAAGUGAAGAUGACCGAGGGAAACUUGUGAAAGAGAACACAUUCUCUGUAUCAGAAGUCGAAGACGAGGGCCGGGGGUCUAAAGGCAAGUGUGGGGGAUCACCACUUGAAGUUCCGGAAGGUCAUGCUCUUAGAUCUUCAAGAUUCGGCAGCCAUUCCUCGACAUCGGCGCUACCAACUGUCCCCAAGAUAGGCAUUAGAGACAACUACGCAGAAGUAUCAUCAGACGAGGAGGGAAGGAGGCUUAGAAGUCAAAAGUUUGGGGCCAAUCUAGAAUCAACCCAGCCAUGUAUCUCACGAGACCCAUCGCCGGCACGAGCGAUCGAUAUCCGAUCGAUUGGCGAUAGGAAUGGAGUGAAAGGUGGAGCAGUAGCUCAGAGAGGCAACGAGAACAAUGGACCAAGACUAGAAAAAAGGCUUGGGAGCAAUGAUGGUAAGGGGGUGGUUGUAAGUAAGCAGGCGCUGCUCAGGGCAAGAGCAUAUCUACUGGCUUCUGGGGUGGUUGCUCGAGGGAUUACUUCCAAGAGGGCUGGAACAAGUGUCCUGGGUAGAACCUCGGAUAACAACGAUGGUGUUGGAAUUGUGGCAUUGGCCGAACAACGUAUGCAUUCCACUGAUAUCUCUCGCGAGAUCGCUAGCGCGGAAGUGGAGUUUGUCAAGAAGUCCAGAGUGUUUACCAACUCGACGGUCGUGGAACUCAAAGGGCUGGUUGAUAACAUCAAGUCUGAAAUUGAGACUCGGCUUGCAACUAUGCUUGGGGAGGUUGCCGAUGGAGCCGGCGAGCUCAAUGGGGAGUUGACCACGAAAUGCACAUUGGCGGUGAAAGCGGUGAACGACGAUUUGUCAAACGUGAUGAGGAGGAAGCGAAGAAGGUUUAGAUGGAUCAGGAGGGUUGGAUACGUGAUGCUUGAGUGGGUGGUAUUGGGUGUAAUGUGGUGGGUCUGGCUGGUAGUUGUUGUCGUCCGAUUUUUAAGGGUUACUGUCACCUGGACAAUCCGUGGGGUUCGUUGGAUACUAUGGAUUUGACUUUUCUUUUCCUCCUUCCGCACUCUUUGAUUCUUUAUUUUGUUUCCGCACAUGGGAGCGAGGCGUUGGGGUGGUCCACUUUCCUUCUUUCCUAAUUUCUAUUAUCUUUAGUGGCGGUGUUUUCUUCACGAAUUGGCAGUGGGUCGUCUACUGCUUUUAUAUCUUAUUCGGUGUCAGUGUUCUAUGUUCUCCGCCAGGUUUUCCCGGGCAGAUCUGCGCCCGAGCGGCUCCUUUACUCAUAGUCAAACAAUUCAAAACCAAUUACCGCCG